AUGCCAUCAGGCCAGCGGGUGUGGUAUACAGCUCACCGCCAGAGCAGCUCCACAGCCCCAGUGCCCAGAUCCCCUGGCCCAGCUGGAAGCCCCAGAUCGCCCAGUACUCCUGGCUCAGAGAAGGUAGCCUCCCCACUGGAGUGUUCCAUCUGCUUCUCAGGCUAUGACAACAUCUUCAAGACACCCAAGGAGCUCUCCUGUACUCAUGUCUUCUGCCUUGAGUGUUUGGCUAGGCUGGCUGCUGCCCAGCCUGCAGGCCGUCCUGGCAGAGAAGCUGUACCCUGCCCAUUCUGCCGGCAGCUCACCACUGUGCCUGCUGCUGGGGCUCCUGCACUGCGCACCAGCCGUGAGCUGCAGGCCAAGAUGCCAGUGCACUUGCAGAGAGAGGAGCCUGUGUGGCUUGAGGGCACCAAACUGUGUUGCCGCCCCUUGUCCACCACUUCUGGCCAAGAGGCCAGUGACUUUGUGUGUGUGGAUGUAGGCCUGAGCAAACCAGCUGAACCCACACUACCUGUACCUGUCCAGGACCCUCCCGAACCCAGACGAGGCUGGCUGGCCCGCUGCUGGACACGAUUUGGAGACUGGCGUCAGGUAGUACUGAUUUCUGUGCUGUUGCUGUUGCUAUUUUGUGUGGUACUCUGGCCUGUGCACUGUGCAUUCAAAACUGGAAAUCUGCGCUGCAUUAACCGGCCGUCUCUAGCCACUGCCACUGUCACUUCGACUACUGAUACGCUCUUUCUUGGGCUCCUAGCCAACAAAUAGGGUCAACACUUUGGCCAGGCCAACCGUCCCGCUUGCUCCAUGGAUGGAUCCCGACCUAACAAGGUCAAGAACACAGCAGCUUUGGAAGUUGGUUUCCCAGAACCAAAGACACGUAUGUGUCCCUCACUCUCUAGGGCUAGGUGCCAAUAGGAAGAAAAGGGUCUUCAAAGCCUCUAAGAAAUACAGGCAUCUAAGGGCUCCAGAAACUGCCCUCUGACCCUGCCGUACAGAUGGUCGGGUCAGGCCCUGACCUUCCUGGACACACCAAGGUCCCCAAAAGGCAAGAGUUUGACAUUCUUUCUUUUUUUUUUAAAUUAAAUUUAUUUAUUUUAUACCCUGACUGAUGUUUCCUCCCCCACUCCUUUCUUUCUCAAGACAUUUUACCAGGGUCUUUCCUAGUUCCUUUCUUUGGGAAGGGCUGGACCCUUCCACUCAGUGGGGACGCUGAGCAACUAGUUCUCUUAAUAAGAGUGACGUUGGAAAGGUAGGGCAUCUCUGCCCAUUUCACAGCAGGGACUUGUCAUCUGUCUCUGGCCAUUAUGAACGGUACAUUUCAAAAUAAAUUAUUUUGUAU
Messenger RNA from Myodes glareolus (Bank vole), 1336 nucleotides. The record is from RefSeq and is a predicted model, not a curated record. Lineage: Eukaryota; Metazoa; Chordata; Mammalia; Rodentia; Cricetidae.